This is a messenger RNA of Strongylus vulgaris, 1152 nucleotides long. The record is from the annotation of a GenBank genome assembly. Lineage: Eukaryota; Metazoa; Nematoda; Chromadorea; Rhabditida; Strongylidae.
CAAGAAUCUUCUCUAGCAAUUCGUGUUCGAAUAGGCGACCGCCAACUUGGUUCGCUGUUCUUCUCCAGUACGCAAGAAGUGAAGCCGGAAGAUGUGCAAGUGACUUUUGAUGAUGUUAGAGGAAUGGACGAAGCCAAACAGGAAGUUGAGGAGAUUGUUUCAUAUCUUCGUGAUCCGGAAAAGUACUCUCGACUAGGAGGUCGAUUACCCAAAGGAGUUCUCCUUGUUGGACCACCAGGAACAGGAAAAACCCUGCUCGCUAGAGCCAUAGCGGGAGAGGCACAGGUGCCAUUCUUCCAUACAUCUGGAUCGGAGUUCGACGAGGUGCUUGUAGGACAAGGAGCACGGCGGGUUCGAGAUCUGUUCGAUAAAGCGAAAGCGAGAGCUCCCUGCAUUAUCUUUAUUGAUGAGGUGGAUAGUGUUGGAUCAAAGCGAGUUUCAAACAGCAUCCAUCCAUAUGCUAAUCAGACCAUCAAUCAAUUGUUGAGUGAAAUGGAUGGAUUCAAUCGAAAUGAGGGCGUUAUAGUGAUUGCGGCUACAAACCGGGUAGAGGAUUUGGACAAGGCUCUGCUCCGUCCUGGUCGAUUUGAUGUGCGAGUCACAGUGCCGAAACCAGAUUUGGCAGGUCGAAUAGAUAUAUUCGACUUUUACUUACAAAGAAUUAUACAUUCUCCUAAUGUCGAUCCAAGAAUCUUGGCCAAAGGAUCUACAGGAUUUACUGGCGCUGAUAUUGAAAACAUGGUAAAUCAAGCUGCUUUAAAGGCUGCAAAAGAGUGCGCUCCAGAAGUAACGAUGAUGCAUCUGGAUGAGGCUAGGGACAGGAUUCUUAUGGGUCCAGCACGUACAGGUGGAAGAAUACCCGAUGAAGAAGCGAAUAGGAAUACUGCUUAUCAUGAAGCUGGUCAUACGUUGGUGACACUUUAUACAAAACAUGCUACUCCAUUGCAUAAGGUAACAAUAAUUCCCCGAGGACAGUCACUUGGCCACACGGCAAUGCUACCUGAAAAAGAUGAAUAUCAAAUGACGAAAGGACAACUUCUCGCAGCUCUUGAUGUAAUGAUGGGUGGACGAGUAGCGGAGGAGUUGAUUUUCGGGGAAGAUAUGGUUACCACGGGAGCUGCCGAUGAUUUGAAAAAGGCAACACAACUCGCU